AUGUUUUAUCUUCAAACAUUCGAGAAGAUCAAGCCAACGAGCAAUGUGGAAAUGCGUCUUUUGUGCCACACAAUUUUACUGCUCUUGGCUCGAACGGUGGACCGGGUGGGGGCGAUCGCUGAUCAACGUUCUCAGUCCGUUGCACGUAUACAAGUUCGGCAAACGUUUUGCCUUCUGCUCAAUCGGUUGGAACUGGCCACCGCCUCGGAACUAGCCGCUUCCGUCCAGACAGAGCUUCAGAGAAUGCGCCUGGCUCUGAACACGGCGGUAGAUCGAAUGAAUAAGGACGCUUGA
Molecule: messenger RNA, 294 nt
Organism: Echinostoma caproni
Lineage: Eukaryota; Metazoa; Platyhelminthes; Trematoda; Plagiorchiida; Echinostomatidae
Source: the annotation of a GenBank genome assembly